Molecule: messenger RNA, 3166 nt
Organism: Paralichthys olivaceus (Japanese flounder)
Lineage: Eukaryota; Metazoa; Chordata; Actinopteri; Pleuronectiformes; Paralichthyidae
Source: RefSeq, a predicted model, not a curated record
GGACCAGCCUUCAUCUGACCAGACCAGCACUGACCUGCUCAAGUGCAGCCGCAAGUUCUGUUGGUCCAGAGAAGCCCACUACUUGUAUCUUCGCCGCCUGUCUUCCAGAAGCUACUCCGCUAUUACGAUGAACCCGGUCAUGGAGGAGACUGUGUGGGAGCAGUACACUGUGACCCUGCAGAGGGAUCCAAAGAUGGGCUUUGGCAUCGCAGUGUCAGGGGGGCGUGACAACCCGAAUGAGGAAAGUGGCGAGACGUCUAUCGUGGUGUCUGAUGUCCUGCAGGGAGGACCUGCUGAUGGCAUGUUGUUUGAGAAUGACCGAGUGGUGCAGGUAAACGCCAUCCCCAUGGACGGUGCCAUCCACUCCUUCGCUGUUCAGACGCUCAGGAAAUGUGGCAAAGUCGCAAAAAUUACCGUGAAGAGGCCCAGGAAGGUUCCAGUCAACCUGUUGAACCGUCCGUCCUCACCCGAUGACAGAGUCUUCAACAAUGACUACAAUGACGAUUACAACUACGAUCAGGACCGCCGCAGCGUGUACAGCGGACGAGACCACAGUCCGGAGAGAGGCUACAUGGAUUCUGGCUACCAAACUCACGAGCGUGACCAUGACAGGGACUAUGACCGGCGGGAACGCGGCAGGAACAUGGAGAGAGACCAGAGCCCGGACCGGCAGUACAGGAGAGAUGGCAGCAGAGGCCGCACUUUAGAUAAAGAGCGCAGUCCGGAACGCCCCUACAGGAAAGACCACACGCUCGACCGUGACUACAGCCCGGAUAGAAGAUACCGCAGCGAGCGUACAUUAGACCGAGAGCACAGCCCGGAUCGCCGUUACCGCAGCGAACGAGCCCUCGAUCGGGAGUACAGCCCAGACCAACGCUUUCGCAGUGAGAAAACCCUGGACCGCAACAACAGCCCCGACCAGCGCUACAGGCGUGACAGCCCAGGCAGGGGCCACGGGCGCGACCACAGCUUUGAACGAGGAAGGGAACGCGUCCCCAGUGACCCGAGGAAGUACGACGAUCCGGUGAGACGGAGCGGGAGCAGGGAUCGCCUGGACCGCUCGCCAUCACCGGCCGCCUUGCCCAUCCCUCUGCCUCGCCCGGCCCGGGAUCUGGAGCCGCUGGAGAAACCGCUGAACGUGCUGCUGCUGAAGAAACGACCCAACGAAGAGUACGGCCUUCGUCUGGGCAGCCAGCUCUUCAUCAAGGAGAUGACCAGCACUGGACUCGCCAGCAGAGACGGGAAUCUGCAGGAGGGAGACAUUAUACUGAAGAUUAACGGCACAGUGACGGAGAACCUGUCCCUCAGCGACGCGGGAAAGCUGAUUGAGAAGUCUCGCGGGAAACUGCAGCUGGUGGUGCAGAGAGACAAACAGCAGGUGCUGAUCCGCGUCCCCCCGAUGGUCGACAGUGACUCUGAGCUCGAUGAUAUCUCAGAGAUCGAGUCCUACCGCUCCUACUCGCCACAGGACGACAGGCGGGGCCACCACUCCGACCUCUCCUCCCACUCCUCCAAUGAGAGGCUGAGAGAGAAGCCCAGCAGAGAGGACCCGCCCAACAGGCUGGCGAAGAUGGGCGCCAUGCCAACACCCUUCAGAGCGCCAGACAGAGCUGUAGAAGACACACCCCCUUUGCUGGCAGAGAGGGAGGAGCCACCACCGGAGACACCUCCAGCCAAACCAGUCGUCACUGCAGCUCCAAAGGUUCAUGCUCCGCCUAAAGUGCCACUAAAGCCGAGCAUAGAGGACCAGGAAGUGUACGGACCGAACACAGUGAUGGUGCGUUUCCAGAAAGGCGACAGCGUGGGUCUGAGGCUGGCGGGAGGAAACGACGUCGGCAUCUUCAUCGCCGGCGUUCAGGAGGACAGCGCGGCCGAGCAGGAGGGUCUCCGCACGGGAGAUCAGAUCAUGAAGGUGAACAACACUGACUUCAGAGGAAUGGUGCGUGAGGAUGCCGUUCUCUACCUCCUGGAGAUUCCUAAGGGAGAGGACGUGACCAUUCUGGCUCAGAGUAAACCUGAUGUGUACAAGGACAUUUUAGCGUCUGGCCGAGGCGACUCCUUCUUCAUCAGGACUCACUUUGAGUUCGAGAAGGAGGCGCCGCAGUGUCUCCCUUUCUCCAGAGGAGAGAUCUUCAAAGUGACCGACACACUUUAUGAUGGCAAACUGGGCAACUGGCUGGCGAUCCGCAGCGACAAAGACAACCAGCUGUUAGAGAAAGGCAUCAUCCCCAACAAGAGCAGGGCAGAGCAAAUGUCCAAUGUCCAGAACGCUGCUCGGGUGGCAUCGGGCAACGACAGGGGAGACUUCUGGAGGCUGAGAGGUCAAAGAGCAGCGAAGAAGAAAGAUCUCCGCAAGAGCCGAGAGGACCUGAACGCCACUCCGGUCACCACCCGAUUCCCCGCCUACGAGAGAGUGGUCUUACGUGAAGCUGGAUUCAAGAGGCCUGUGGUGAUUUUUGGGCCCAUUUCCGACACAGUAAACGAAAAACUGGCCAAUGACAUGCCGAGCAAGUUUGUCAUCGCCAAAACGGAGCCUAAGGAUGCAGGAAGUGAGAAAUCCUCCGGAGUGGUGAGACUCAACACCAUCCGACAAAUAAUUGAGCAGGAGCGCCACGCUCUCCUGGACGUGACUCCCAAAGCCGUGGACACUUUGAACUACACGCAGUGGUAUCCCAUCGUCAUCUUCCUGAACCCUGACAGCAAACAAGGCAUCAAGACCUUGAGGAACCGCAUCGCACCGGGAUCCAGCCGCAGCGCACGCAAACUGUACGAGCAGUCCGUCAAGCUGAGGAAGACCUGCACUCACCUCUUCACUGCAACCAUUGACCUGAACUCGGCCAACGACGGCUGGUACGGCAGCGUGAAAGAUUCUAUUCAGGAACAGCAGGACCGAGCUGUGUGGGUGUGUGAGGGCAAGCUCGACGGUUCAGAGCAGGACCUGGAUCUCCAUGACGACCGCAUGUCCUACCUGUCAGCAAUGAGCGCCGACUACCUGAGCAUGGACAGCCGCCUGACCAGUGACUACGAGGACACCGCGGAUGAGGGCGGGACUUACACUGACAACGAGCUGGACGAGCCCCUGGACGAGCCUCAGCCCGUGUCGGCCAUCAGUCGAUCGUCGGAGCCCGUGCUGCCGGACGAGGUGAGACACGUCGCUGCCGCGUGA